ACAAUAGUAUCAUCAAAGCCCACUGUUGAAACAACAUCUACAGGAGCACCUUCCACUAUUUCAUAUGAAUCCACACUGAAACCUGAACAAACAACUCUGUCUGAAGCUACAACAGGUAAAUUUGGGACUACUAUCCCUCCUAAAGUUGUUACCUCUGGUCCGGUGACAUCCUCCACUACAGUUGUCCUUGAAACGUCAAGCACAGGACCAGGAAUCCAGCCAACCAAACCAGAAAGCUCCACUGUUACAUCCAAGCCCUCCACAAGCACCACUACUACACCAACACCGUCUGCCGCUAGUACAGAAAGUUCGACAAAGUCUCUGGAAACUACCCUGUCAGAAAUCACAGGACCAAGCAUAGAGACCAAAAAACCCACCAUAGCAACAGCUGGACAAAUAACUUUUUCUACAACAGCAGUUCCUGAAACUACAGCUUCAACACCAGGAAACACAGCAACAAGUAGAGAAAGCACAAUAGUAUCAUCAAAGCCCACUGUUGAAACAAAAUCUACAGAAGCACCUUCCACUAUUUCAUAUAAAUCCACACUGAAACCUGAACAUACAACUCUGUCUGAAGCUACAACAGGUAAAUUUGGGACUACUAUCCCUCCUAAAGUUGUUACCUCUGGUCCGGUGACAGUUUCCACUACAGUCGUCCUUGAAAUCUCAAGCACAGGACCAGGAAUCCAGACUACCAGAACAGAAAGCUCCACUGUUACAUCUAAGCCCUCCACAAGUACCACAACUACACCAACACCGUCUGCCGCUAAUACAGAAAGUUCGACAAAGUCUCUGGAAACUACCCUGUCAGAAAUCACAAGACCAAACAUAGAGACCAAAAAA
Messenger RNA from Nematolebias whitei (Rio pearlfish), 843 nucleotides. Its product is annotated as cell wall protein DAN4. Lineage: Eukaryota; Metazoa; Chordata; Actinopteri; Cyprinodontiformes; Rivulidae. The record is from RefSeq and is a predicted model, not a curated record.